UGGCUCACGCUGGCCAUGGCGUUUCCUGACUGGAUKUUAUCAUUGGUGGCCACUGCAUCUUUUUUCUGCUUCUUAGCCUUGUGUAUUAGAUACAGACGGACCGCACAAGUGUUCUGGAGCAAAUUGUGGAGGAAGAUAAUGGCCCGGACGGAGAAACCGUUGUUCCGAAUCGCAUACACCCUUUACACACGAACCAGGCUGGGAUAUAUGUACUACAAGAGACAGAUGAGAAAAGCCAGAGAAACUCAUCCAGCUGGACACACCACUUGUUAUCCCAUGGAGUUCAAUGGUAUUAAGAUAAUCCCCAUCUCUGUGCUGUCUGACAACUACAGCUAUCUUAUAAUUGACACAUCUUCUAGUGUUGCGGUGGUUGUAGACCCUGCUGACCCUCAAAAAGUUCAGGCAGUCCUUGAAGAAGAAGGAGUCAUUUUAGAGGCUGUCUUAUGUACACACAAACACUGGGACCACAGUGGUGGCAACAAAGGGCUGAAAAAGAUCCACAGCUCAUGUCGAGUGUAUGGAAACGCAGCUGAUAACAUACCUGGUCUCACACACCCUCUCUCACACAAAGACUCUGUGAUAGUUGGUCGAUUGCACUUCAAGGCGCUUUUCACUCCYGGACACACGGUGGGUCACACGAUCUACCUCCUGGAUGGCCAAGCGGUCGGCGCUCCCUCCAGCCUGUUCUCUGGUGACCUGGUGUUCCUCUCAGGAUGUGGGAGGAUGUUUGAGGGGAGUGCCACAACAAUGCUUUCGUCCCUGGAUACUGUUGGCUCUUUAGGCGAYGACACUCUGUUGUGGCCUGGUCAUGAGUAUGCAGAAGACAACCUGCUUUUUGCCGCUGAGGUCGAGCCACACAACGCCGUCAGGGAAAACAAGUAUCAGUGGGUGCUGCAGCAGCGUGGCCAGAAGCUCUGCACGAGUCCCUCUACGAUUGGCGAGGAGAAGCAGUACAACCCAUUCCUGCGCAGCCACUCUGCGGAGCUCCACCAGGCCCUGGGGGUCCAGCAGUUCCACGACGAGGACUGGACCCAGUUCAGGGCGCGGGUUCUCGAGGAGCUACGGAAACRCAAAGAUCUGUACAACAGGAAGUAGUUGUACAGAGGACCGCAAUAAACCUCAGAGAUCAGAAAUAAGAUUUCUUAGAUCUUCAGCUGAACAUCAAACUCAUUUUUUUUAGAAAAGGUUAAUAUGAUUUAUUAAUCUAAGUAGGCACGAGGAUAAUUUGAGCUUCAUCAUCACUCUAAAUCUGUAAGCACAAGAAUAAUAAGUACAUUUUAUUAUUACACAUUACUAAUGAUCACAUGAACUCUCCAAGUUCUGUAGUUUAUUAWAAUAAAGGAUUUCAGGACUGUGAAAUACAGCGUGACAAACACUAAAUAACAAAAURCAGACUUGUACGAGAGGUUUGCCUAAUUUACAAACGGGUACGAUUUCUAUUUCUAGUUUACAAAAUAUGGGAAUAAAGAGGAAAYAGACCACUUUGUGUUUUAUCCUUCUUUAGUUUAAAAUAAUUUAUGCUUUUGUUGAUCUUUUUAGGAAAAGCUGAAGCAGUGUUUGGUACCCAGCUUCACUUUCAGACCUGGUUUGACAUUUUGUGCUGCUGAUAAUAGGUUUUUUUUAUCCCUGAAAGUUGAUCAUUUUGGGAAUUUAGUUUCUGAUGUAGAUUUUUUUUAAUGUAGUAAUUUAGCAUACCUGUUAAAUUAUAACAAAUCUGUUGUCUCCUGGGUACUUUUUGUUAGUUUGUCAAACAUUUUGACAAAGACUGUUCUAAUUGAGUUGUUUUUAAGAAUUCCAUUAUGUUUUGUGACAAACAAAUCUAAAAUUGAGCCAAAGUUGAAACAUAUAUUUAACUGUUUUGCAAUUUGUUUGCUUAAAAGUGGUUUUGAUAUUUGAAGAGAGAUUCCUUCUUGUGGUUGAUUGAAGUAGUUUUCAAGAUUCAUUGACUUCUGUCAAACUUCCCACAACCACGUUUAAAAGAAAUUAAAAUAAUACUUCAAAUCAAAUGUGGGAAAUACUGUUGAUUUUGAUAAAUGUGAAUUGUAAGAUAUGCGAGUGACGGGUUUGACUGCUGUAAAUUAAGCUGAAGGGAACAUUUUCUACGGUGGACCAUGGUAAUCUGACUGCAUUGUUAUGAAGAUUAAACACGCACAGAGGGACUGAAUCAAAUGAUCUGUAGAAACAAACUCUGCAGCAAUAAAUUUGAAUUUAUUGUGACUGAUUCAGUUUUAUUUUGCCUGGUGCUCGUUUUACUGAAAAUAAAUUGUUUUUACAAAAAAUGUACAAACUGCGGAACCAAAAACUGUUAUGUUCUUCAUUGUCAUGAAAACUGUUCUAAUAAAUCUUGAAAUGUGAAAUUA
Austrofundulus limnaeus is the source of this 2360-nucleotide messenger RNA. RefSeq names its product PNKD metallo-beta-lactamase domain containing (gene pnkd). Lineage: Eukaryota; Metazoa; Chordata; Actinopteri; Cyprinodontiformes; Rivulidae. Gene Ontology annotation, molecular function: hydroxyacylglutathione hydrolase activity. Gene Ontology annotation, cellular component: mitochondrion. The transcript has 9 exons. The record is from RefSeq and is a predicted model, not a curated record. The coding region runs from base 16 to 1095 and encodes 359 amino acids.